UUAUCAGGAAACAAUUAUUGAACACAAAUUUUGAGCGCCAUCACCCUGCAAGAUUAAAGUUAGCUCCUUUCCUUUCACUUGCAUCUCUUAACCAUGGAAGCCUUAUCCUUUCAAUUUCUUCUGUUACUUUUCUUUCUUUCGUUCUGUUUCUACCUCUACCUUCUUUACAUUUUACAGAACAAAAACAACAAAGGCUUCAAAAUCUAUCCUCUUGUAGGAGCUCUACCGGAUUUCCUGAGAAACCGCCACCGGUUUCUCGACUGGACUACUGAAAUACUCGGCCAAUGCCCCACCAAUACGGCCGUCUUCCACCGUCCUGGCAAAGUCCAUGGAGUCAUCACAGCAAAUCCUUUAAACGUUGAGUAUAUUCUCAAGACUAACUUUGACAACUACCCAAAAGGCGACCGGUUCAUAUACCUUCUUGAAGAUUUCCUCGGCCAAGGAAUCUUUAACUCCGAUGGGGACCUGUGGAGAGUCCAAAGAAAGACUGCAAGCUACGAGUUCAACACCAAAUCACUGCGAAAUUUCGCUAUGGAUAAUGUCAGAAUUGAGAUUUCAAAUAGAUUGUUCCCAAUCCUUUCAAGAGCCUCGAAAAAGAACCAAGUACUGGAUUUACAAGAUGUGUUAGAGAGGUUUGCGUUUGAUAACAUAUGUAAACUUGCUUUUAACGUGGAUCCUGGCUGUCUCGGCGGCGAUGGAACCGCCGGCGGUGAGUUUAUGCGUGCCUUUGAAGUAGCUGCCACGCUAAGUUCAGAAAGAUUCAUGUAUGCCCUUCCACUCUUAUUGAAAAUCUGUAAAUUCUUUAACUUGGGAACAGAGAGAGCACUCAAACGAUCAAUUAAGAUCGUUCAUCAAUUUGCAGAUGAGAUUAUACAAUCAAGAAUGGAACAAGGGACAGAUAAUAAAGACGAAGAUUUACUCUCCCGUUUCAUUGGAAACGAUGAUAAUUCAAAAGAAUUUCUCCGAGAUAUUAUCAUAAGCUUCAUUCUUGCAGGCCGAGACACCACAUCUUCAGCUUUGAGCUGGUUCUUUUGGCAAUUAUCAUUGAACCCACAAGUAGAAAGAAACAUAUUAUACGAGCUUGAAGCCAUUGGAGCACGAAAAGGUAAAAAUAUAGGCGACGCUUAUAGUUUGGAAGAACUACGAGACAUGCAUUAUUUACACGCAGCAAUUUCAGAGACAUUAAGAUUGUAUCCACCGGUGCCUGUAGAUACCAAAGCUUGUAAGAGAGAUGAUUGUUUUCCGGACGGUACAUUUGUCGGAAAAGAUUGGUUUGUUACCUACCAUACAUAUGCAAUGGGGAGGAUGGAGAGCAUAUGGGGCAAGGAUUGCAGAGAGUUUGUGCCUGAAAGGUGGCUGCAAGAGGAUGGGAUUUGCAGACAAGAGAGCCCAUUUAAGUUCCCGGCGUUUCAUGCUGGACCAAGAAUGUGUCUUGGGAAAGACAUGGCUUAUAUACAAAUGAAAUCCAUAGCAGCAGCUGUGAUAGAGAGGUUUAAGAUUGAUGUACAGAACAAAGAGAAGUGUCCAGAGCAUUUGUUGUCUUUGACACUUAGAAUAAAAGGUGGGUUGCAGGUGAAGGUGAAGGAAAGAUAUCCAGGGUCAGUUUCAGCUUCACAAAUUAGUGCAUUGUAUAGCAGCUAGAGAACAGCAACUAUGAGGCAAAUUGCUAUUGAUUUCAACAGGCAACUUUGCUUACUGUAUGCGUUUUUUUUCUAAAUGAAUAUCAUAACUCUAUCUUUGAUAAA
Messenger RNA from Manihot esculenta (cassava), 1745 nucleotides. Its product is annotated as cytochrome P450 94B3. The coding region runs from base 94 to 1641 and encodes 515 amino acids. The transcript has a single exon. Lineage: Eukaryota; Viridiplantae; Streptophyta; Magnoliopsida; Malpighiales; Euphorbiaceae. Gene Ontology annotation, molecular function: iron ion binding; monooxygenase activity; heme binding. The record is from RefSeq and is a predicted model, not a curated record.